This is a messenger RNA of Candida albicans SC5314, 2679 nucleotides long. RefSeq names its product Rab GTPase-binding exocyst subunit (gene SEC15). Gene Ontology annotation, biological process: exocytosis; intracellular protein transport; Golgi to plasma membrane transport. The transcript has a single exon. The coding region runs from base 1 to 2679 and encodes 892 amino acids. The record is from RefSeq and is a predicted model, not a curated record. Lineage: Eukaryota; Fungi; Ascomycota; Pichiomycetes; Serinales; Debaryomycetaceae. Gene Ontology annotation, cellular component: exocyst; membrane.
AUGCCAUCAACACAGAUAAGGAACAGUAAAACAAGGACAUCCUUGAAUGGAAAGUAUUCCAAGCAAGUUCAAAACAAAUCAAAUGGGCCUGUUGUUGAUAGUCUACAAUUGGAGAACUUAUUACUUAGAGAUGAAGAUAUUUUCCAAACCACACUCAAUUCAGAGGACUACUUGGAGAGUCUAGCACCUAUCAUGAAAGAUGCAAUAAAGUCUAAUGGGUUGAGUGAAUUGCUUGUGAAAUUGAAUGAAAUUGUGAAGUCAAAAGACGAGGAAUUAAAUCAAGCUUCGAUGGAGUCCAUGGAUGAAAUCAAUACAUGUAUCAACACCAUCGACAAUAUCCACAAGGAAGCCAAUGAGUUGAAUAAACAAUUUAUUCAAGUGAGCUCAAGUUUAAAUAAAUCAGCCUAUGAAUUGAUGUCAAAGAAAAAGAACUACGUAAAGUAUAAAGAUGUUUGCGAACGAAUUAACGAAACACAAGUGGUGUUGAAUGAGUGUAUUCAAGUAUUAGAAUUGAUGAAUAAAAUUUUAGAAUUGAUUAGACAAACUAAAUAUUUCCUGGCUUUGAAAUUAAUAGAUGAAAUCAUCAACAUUCAUAUACAAAAAGUUGAGGAUUUCAGCUUCGCCAAAAAAAUAGUUGAUUCGAUCCCUCAUUUGACAAAAAUGGUUAAAGACGAGUCAUUUGAAAACUUGUGUAAAUGGUUGUCGAUAAAUUUAGAGCGGAAAUUACAGGAUAUUGCCAGUGGACUAUACAAUAAUUUGGAUGAAUUGCAAAAUAACUGGUCAAAAAUCAAAAAGGAAAAUGGACCAACGUUUUUACCUUACAAAAUAAAUUCUCCUGUUGAGUUAGCACUUAGGGAUCCUGAAUUGAAUUACAAUGUUUUUGAGGAUGUGAGUUUACAAAUAAACUUAAAUGCUGUCUACGACGCCGUGUUAGUAUAUCAAACUUUACAAGAGUUGGAUACUUUGAGUUCUGCCUAUCAUAAAGAAUGGAUGUCCAAAUACAGCAGGGUCAUUUAUCCGAUAACUACUGCAUCAGUGAGUAAAAAAGAUGUGGUGUUUGACAAUAACGAAUUAUAUGAAUACUUGAGGAAGAUAGCAGCAUUUUUUGUUACCGAUAAGCAAUUGAAUCUUAUAACCAAAUUUCAGUUAAGAUCAAACACUCAAGCUGAUGAAUUGUGGUUAUCUUACAUGACAAAGUUGAAACCAGUGUUGAUUCAACUUUUGAAACAUCACAACUUUACCAAUAUACAAGAAUUGGGUUCAUUUAAAACAAUUGUUGGUGAAUUUUUACAAAUUAUGGAUAAUCACGAUUAUGAUAUCAGUGAGUUAUACGAAGUGAUGAUGAUGAUUUUCAAAGAAUACUAUGCACCAUUAACGAUACAGACAUUCCGGAAACAGUUUGUGGCAUCCAUACAAUCCGAUCGUUAUCGACCACUUACAGUCACGGAUGAAGCCGAUUAUACUGCGAUUAUGCAAAAUGUGUGGUACAAAGAUGAUGCAUCAUUUGCUCCAGCAUAUGUUAAGAGCUUCCCAGUGACAUUCCCCUUUAGUGAAGAUUAUGUCCAUUACUGUAUACAAGUGAGACGAUUGCUUAAAGAUGUCUUGCGGUUUAUUGGUGAUUAUUAUAAUUAUGAAAUUGGGGAAUUGACCAACACCAUAGUCAAUAACAUUAUUGAAGUGGUGUUAAGUGAUGAAAAGGGAUAUGGUAUUGCUUAUGAAAUUGAAGAGUUUAUUACCAGAAAUGAGAAUAAUAAAGAAAUCACAGCCCAGACUUAUACCAACUUGGAAUAUUAUUUGUUUAGUUUGUAUGAGAUUGGCAAAUUGGUCAAUCGUGAAUUGCGUAAACAUACUGGUAUGGGUGUGCACAAUAUAGAUGCUAACGACACAUUUACUUUACGUGCUGUUGAAACAUUUAAUAAACUUAAAAAACAUGCUGAAGAGACUGUUUUCAAGAUGGUGGAUAAUAAAAUUAAUGAAUUAUUGGAUAUGGUUGAAUAUGACGAGUAUUUGCCUGUGGAAAAGAACGACGAAGCCAAUUUUGCCAUUAAAGAUUUUGCGUUAUUUUUGGAGAAUUUGUUUACAUCAAUCUUCAACAAUUUACCACUGCAAUUGCGUACAUUGGGGCUUUUCAGGACUUAUGAUUUUGUUUCUGAAUAUUUUUUAAAUGUGUUGAAAGAUGCAAAUGUGUACAAUAGAAUAUUUGUUGCCAAUUUCGAUUUGGAUAUUCAGUACUUGGAAACCUCGUUGAGGAAUUUACAUGGGUUUAAAGAAGACGGCGAUGAAGCCAAUGGUAAUGGAGGUAACGUUGCUUUGGAAUCUACAUUCACUGAAUUGAGGCAAUGUAUUGAUUUGUUGAAUUUAGAAGAUUAUGAGGAAUUCAUUAAUGACUCUUCAUUUAGAAUGAGACGCUUUGAUAGAGUGAAAUAUGAAGAUGGUAUAAAUUUGAUUAAAAAAAUGCAAGAUAACGAAUCUAAACAACAAACAUCGGUAUCAGCAAUGUCUGAAAGAGGAACCAUUGGUGGUGUUAUCCCUAACUCCAGUUCAACAAGAAGUUUUGUGAACAUGUUGAGUAAUUUGUCAACUGAUGAUGCAGGCAACACUUCUAGUGGGAGUAUCGAAUCGACCAGUACUACUUCAAAAUUAGCUCAGUUUACUACUAGGUUCAAACAGAACAAAUAG